Molecule: messenger RNA, 1698 nt
Organism: Seminavis robusta
Lineage: Eukaryota; Bacillariophyta; Bacillariophyceae; Naviculales; Naviculaceae
Source: the annotation of a GenBank genome assembly
AUGAGCGCUGUAGGCCCCCCACGGCGUCAGUACUUUGCCGACGAUUUUGUUCCGUCUAAGAAUUUCGUGAUUUGCGGUCGAGGAAAGAAGUCGUAUGGCCAUGUGGGGAAUCAGUACUUUUUGCACGUGGUAGCAGGCCGCAUCAACGAUUAUGCUCGUGCUGAUACGAAGCAAGCGAAAUCGGAGAUUGUGCAAAAGAUUGUUCGUGAAAUCGACGAAAAGGGAGGUUUCAUUCGUCAAGACGAAGCUACAGGGCAGUUCUACCGUGCUGAAGACGGAGCUGGACGCGAGAAAACGUCGCAGGCACUACGAGACUGUCUCAAGCACAAAUACAAGUCCAGCAAAGACAUCAAGAAAACCAACCGCAAGGCCAAACGAAUGGCAAGACGAUUGAGCAACAAGGAACGUAGAGGAUCCAUGGGAUCUACUGGAACAGCGCAUUCCCACACAUCCUCCCAUGGACCUACCGGUACGCAACCACAGCCAGCCAAUACUGGUAGUACCGCUGGUAUUAGUAGUACUGGUAUACCCACCAAUAUCAUGCCACAGCAAAUACUCAUGCAAGGAUUCGAUCCAGGAGCACUCGGAAAGUCAAGACGACAUCGACGCAAUUCCAUGGGCAAUGUCAUGCCCGUUACCACCACCAGCAGUUGGGACACUACUAGUACUCUGCCUGCUACUAACAUGGAAGCGGUCUUGGCAAUGCAGCAACAACAACAACAGCAAGCCAACAGUCUGACAGCAGCAAACCCGUAUGCAGCUCCUUCUCCCAUGACCACCCAAAGUGCUGCAAUCAACGAACCAGAUCUCACCGACAUGGUAUACGCCAAACCCAAUCCCAAGCAAACUAAUGUCAAUCUCCUCAACAGCAAUGCUGCCAUGGCAAAUGCCGUCAAUCCCUGGGGAUCACGAUCUGCACGUGGUGUGGUGCGAAGAGCCAGUGCCUCUUCGUACUUUCAAGAGCCCAACCCAGAACAAGAACCAAACAUGGACAUCAACAUGGGAUUUGGCGGAAUGCAGGGCAUUGACAUGCUCUCCGCCAAGGGUACCAUCGUACAAAAUGCCGCUCUGGGCUACAAUGAUGAUGAUGUCGUAUGUGCAACCGCUGGCUUACCUGGAGACUUUCAAGCACGUCGACGGACCAGCACCUCCAGUUAUGGAUCCAAUGCGUCCAGUUAUUGGUCGGGAGCCGACUCGGCAUCCACAUCGUCCGGUUAUAACCAUUUUGGUGGAACGUGGGUCGACGGUGACGAUGAAGAUUGGGCGGCAGGGCUCAACCUUAACUUGCUGGGAGAGCUCACCGAUGAUCUCGAUGCGCUACGAAUGGCGGCAGCAUUUGAAAAUGAUGGCAGCGGCCGUAGCAGUAUUGGUAGUACUGGUGGUGGCGUCCCCGUGAAUAUUGGUGGUGCCAUGCCAGUUUUGGCCUUUCCAGAUGCUGUCAAUCAUAAGCAGCAAGCAUACAGCAACAACGAAAACAACAACGGACAACAAGUUGCACUCACGGCAAAGAACUUAGCCACCAUGGCGGGAGGAUACAACCCACAACAAAAUCAUCAAAAUCAGAUACAUGUAUCACAAAACAGUCCAGGACUGCAUCGAGAACGAAGGGUCAGUGCAUCCACAGCAAGUGCCGCCUCCAAUUAUUGGGCCGAAGAAGUGGAUGAUACCAGUGGACGGUCUUUCACUGCUGGAGUAUGA